UGCAAGUGCCGGUUCUCGGCUGCACUUUCCUCACGCUGUCAGAUCGUGAGGAAAAGUACUGCGGCCGAGAACCGGCAGUUGUCAGAGCAAGGAUCGGCACCGAUCAUCAGGGCACUGAUGAUCAGUGCUGAUGAUCGGCGCCCAACAGUGCCACCCGCAAGUUCCGCCCACCUGUGCCCAGCAAUCGCCCACCUGUGUUCCCAGCAGUGCACCCACCUGUGCCCAGCAGUGCACCCACCUGUGCCACUCUGCAGUGUCACACACCUGUGCCCAGAAGUGCCACCUACCUGUGCCCAGCAGUGCCACCCACCUGUACCCACCCACCUGUGCCCACCAGUG
This is a messenger RNA of Staurois parvus, 339 nucleotides long. NCBI's taxonomy places the organism in Eukaryota, Metazoa, Chordata, Amphibia, Anura, Ranidae. The record is from the annotation of a GenBank genome assembly.